UAAUCAUCAUCCACCAUCAAACAUUGCAAGACCGAGAAAUCUUUCAAUGUGAUAACUCGCAGCACGGCUCCCGACUCCCAGCCUUCCUUUUAACGAAAGCCUAUUCUCGUACUUACCAAGCAGCCCUAGGUUUUCCAUCAGUGGCCAUCAACCAAGAACGACAAUGAUCUCCACCUAGGUCGAGUCAACUUGAAACCUUCCAGAAUGCCCAUCUCUGUCAAAACAUCCCCUUGUCGGUGCCCUUGUGACCAAACCACACAAUAUGAACGCUGUAUGGGUCAACAUCAGCCACCCCGGCCAAGCGAACUCCAGCGACAACAUCUCCACCGUCCGCUCGCAUAUCGGUCGGUACCAUCGGAAUCGAGCCACACCGGAGCAGAGGAAGGAACUUCUCAAGUCGCGCAAGGACUCACCACAUGAACUGAAACCAUGGGAGACCGGACCCAGAUGGUCGCUGGGCAAAUUGAGCUACAGACCUAUGGCGCCUCCAGGCACGAACGGACAGGGGCCAACUGGGCGCUCGUUUCCCGAAGUACCGAUCGAACCAGGAACUUCGACCAGUCUGCAGACUAGGCGUAGUCGACAUACGAACUGCAGCUCUUCGACCAAACGCUACGACAGCAAUCAUGAUGUGCAGGAUGAUUCCCACGACCCGCAAAAUCGACCAUCCAUACCUCGCAAAGCACCUCUUUCAUCCUCGGAUGCACUCUACGCUGACCAUCAGCAACUAUGUAAAAUCCCGUUACAGGGCGCCGAUGUCGUCGAUCCCUUCAGAUCAUCCCUUUUGUCAAACUACCCCAACUCCUUCAUGCUGCUGCGGUUCUAUCAAGACUGGACGCCUCAGCACCACAUCGACCCGGACAUUCACAACGAAUUAGUAUUAAUACCUCUGCUGGCCUACAACGCGACAAUCAUGACAUCUCUGAACUUGACAUCCAAGCAAGACUCUGGCCUACACCAUCUCACUGGGCGAUCAUUACACCUCGUUCAGCAGACCCUAAAGAAACUGUUAGCAACCCAAGUCCCCAUCGUUGCCAAUGCCCUAGCUUUCUUGAUCAUGUGCGCAUUGUUCCAAGCGGAUCACAAUGCCGCACAAACCCACCUCCAGGGCCUGAAAUCCCUCCUUAACCAUUUUGGCUGUUCUGUGCGCAGCCUGCCACUGCACGUACAACGUAUGGUUGGGUAUUGCGACAUCGCUGCCCGACUGCCCCAGCUGGGACGGCCGAUUUUUGACACAGAAUUCCAGAACCCUUCAACCAGGCAAAGGGCAGUGAUUAGCGACAGCCCCUUUCAACUGGCAAGGGAGAACCUCUCUGAGCUCUUCGAAAGGCUCGGAGAAGAGACAUACUGGCCGAUCAGAGAUGCAGUCACGAAUGUGCUGGAUACUCUGGAAGAGGCGAUCUUUCUUGAUCCUCGAACCGCGGAAGACCCUUCAGCCCUGCAGUUCAUGUAUUAUCGGACGUACAUCUCGUUGUUGGACCUGGAUGAGGUUCCAUCAGACGGCAACCACCGCCUUGCUUCGUGCAAAGCACAGCUGGUACGUGCAUUCUGGAACAUCGCGCUUCUUGCUCCCAUUCGACAAGCGCAUAGCGGACUCUUCGAACAAGCCGUUAAGCGUCUCGAGUCCGUCUCCGGAGUCGCAGAAGAACGGAUGGAUUGCGGGCCCCAAAAGUCAUCGAGAUUUGCUCUCCCUUACAAUGAUUCAACUGGGACGUUGCGGGAUCUUUCCAAUCAAUAUCCACAAUUCGUCGGACGAGACAAGCCCUCUCGGAUGAAUGACUUGGUGGUGGGAUACGCCGAAGUCCAUGCACGCCUGUCGCAAUACGAACAAGCCUCGAGCGGCAAUAUCAGCAUGUCCUUGAGGAGAAAACUGUACGGGCCGAUAUUCUUGCACAAUCCAGUGACGCCCCAGACGUGAAAAUCCCCCUAAAGCUCCUGAUAGCAAGCUUGAGUAGAAGCACAUCAAACGAACGGCCGCGAUGUUGGUCUUGAAUUCACAUAGGGCCCGUGACAUGUUGGCUGGCGGCGAAUUGUCUGCAUUGAGAUUCACGCAGGAACAUUUGUCAGUUGAUUGCCUUUCUCAACUCGGUGACACCAUCGUUCCUCUUCGAACAGACCACAUGGGUGAAGCCCACCAGGACUGCAACCUGCACUUAUACCAAUUUCUCGGCUCCACAGGAAAGAAAUGAGAGACUGCUUGACGAUUCAUUCAUCAUCUAGGAGUCUUCUUCUCUUUCUCGCCUUUGUUAGUAUAGGCUUUGCCCAAGAUGUAAGCCUGUUUGCUCGCUUCCCGGGCCCAGCUUGCACUUCGCUAUGGCAAGUGCACUUGGCUGAUUCGCCCUCCUCCGCUGCCGCGGCUGACAAGGACUGGGUAAGUCCGCUCUUUGUUCCAUCGUGGGAUCUUGCGCUUUUUCCUGGAGGGACAGGCAGCUCUGGGUCAGGGGAGUCGCCACCGAUCCCUGCUGGUGGACUUGCAUCAGGACAACUAGUGCUUGUGGACAAGUUCAAAGUCCCUAGGCUCGUGCCUAGUCCGCUAUCGUCGAUGGGGCUGUUUGUCUCAUCCACUGGGCUUGGUGGAUCUCCAUGUUGAGGGGGUCCCACGUCGGGAUAGAACAAUCUGAAGACCUUAUUGUGGCCGAAGACAACUGCGCUUGCGUCUUGGAGCUUGGAUAACGGAUUGGAGGCACUCUUCGACUCGGCACUACCAGCCUUCAGUUUGGCAGGCAGUAGCACUUGGACAAACCCAGGGUACUUCACACAAGCCUCCCCUUUACAAUGAAAACGCUUAGGCAAUGGCUCCCUUUGG
Molecule: messenger RNA, 2806 nt
Organism: Exophiala xenobiotica
Lineage: Eukaryota; Fungi; Ascomycota; Eurotiomycetes; Chaetothyriales; Herpotrichiellaceae
Exons: 1
Coding region: 263-1918 (551 amino acids)
Source: RefSeq, a predicted model, not a curated record